AUGCUUGUCGAAGAUAGUUCUUUUCAUUGUCGUGUAGUAGUUGUUGGAGAUGCAUCAGUAGGUAAAACUUCAUUGCUUAACCAACUUAUUGAUCACUCCUAUAAUGCAUAUGAGCAAAGCACAGUCGGUGCAAAUUAUCAAUUAUUCGUUCAAGAAAUUGAUGGUGUUAAGGUCGAAAUCCAAAUCUGGGACACAGCAGGUCAAGAAAAAUUCAAGUCUCUUGGCCCAAUUUACUUUAGAAAUUCUUUAGGUUGUGUGGCAGUUUUUGAUAUUACGAACCGCCAGUCAUAUUCAGAUCUACCGGAGUGGAUAGAUUCAUUUUCUCAGGUAGCUGGUCCUGAAACUAUUAUAGCUGUCGCAGGAAAUAAGGCAGAUUUAGAAGAUAGUAGGCAAGUAUUUGCUGAUGAAGCAAAAGAAUGGGCUGAAAAGAAUGGAUACCUGUUUUCCGAGACAUCUGCCAAGACAGGAACUGGAAUUUCUCAAUUGUUCAUGCAAUUGGCGACAAAUCUCCUCAAAUUCCAGUCAUCAAAGCAUAAAUCACAGUCUGUCAUCAAGCCAAAGCAAGACUCCUCGGAUUGUUCAUGUUAA
This is a messenger RNA of Trichomonas vaginalis G3, 588 nucleotides long. Its product is annotated as GTPase protein. The record is from RefSeq and is a predicted model, not a curated record. The transcript has a single exon. The coding region runs from base 1 to 588 and encodes 195 amino acids. Gene Ontology annotation, molecular function: GTPase activity; GTP binding. NCBI's taxonomy places the organism in Eukaryota, Parabasalia, Trichomonadida, Trichomonadidae.